AUGGUGCUUCAACUCCCGUCCCACACCAUGUGUGUUGGUGUUCACGAUGGACCGGAAGCAAAACCGGAACGGCCAACCGCAUCGAAUCAUCAUCAUCAUCAUCAUCAUCAUCAUCAUUAUCAACAACAACAACAACAACAACCAGAGGAUGAUAUGUUGAAUACACCCACGAACUCAUCCACUCUCACUCCUGGCCUGGUCAUUGACGAGGAACAGCCCAGAUUUCUUACCGGUUGGGUUCCUGUGGUAAAAAUAUUCACUACCAAAAACCGGGCUGUUCGUGCUCUGUGGGCUGUGUUCACCGUGUGCAUGGUAGUUGCCCUGGUCAGUUCGAUCACUGUUGUGGUGCAUCGACAUUUAUCCUAUGUGACGGUAAUACGAUUGGACGAACGGGGGCCACAAGACGAUUUGCCUCCUCCGGCAGUGACCAUCUGUCUGGUGGAGCAUGAACUUACCCACCUGAAUGUGAAUCGAUUGAUUCGACUAGGUAAGCACAAUUGGAAUAUCAUACACGGGACAACGAAACAUUGUGACGAGCAAAACGUGGUCACAUGGAAUUCGGCCACAGACGCCGUGUCUCCCAUCUACAAUCACAGUGCGCAUAUUCUGGUCACAUUUGCCACAGAUCCGGUAGUCUGUUUCACACUGAAAGUACUGGAACAGGUACCGGCUCCGCCUAAUUCAAUCUGUACCACGUUUGAGACAAUGCCCAGAUUUCCGAAAAAUGCCAGUUUCUGGAAAGUGGUAAGUUCGGGUUUUGUGGAAUGUUCGCAUAUAUCUUUGUUCUGGCCGUGCACCGGGAGGAAACCGCAACGAUACUCGUAA
Echinostoma caproni is the source of this 825-nucleotide messenger RNA. Lineage: Eukaryota; Metazoa; Platyhelminthes; Trematoda; Plagiorchiida; Echinostomatidae. The record is from the annotation of a GenBank genome assembly.